AUGCGACAAACCGAAGGAAUUCAUGAACUUACCUGGAAUUUGUCCAACAUAAAUAUGAUCAAUUAUGGCGGGAUAUCGAGUCCGGAAUUCUCAUUCGCUGGAAAAAAUUGGUGAGUUUUUUUUAACAAUGACAUUAUUUCCACUUCAUGAAUUGAAAUAUUUUUCAUUUUAGCCUGAAAAAAACACUUCGGGAGCAAUAUUUUACGGUUCCAAGGCUUUUUUUCGCAAAAAAUACUUUUCUCUACGUUAAAAUAAGUUUCUGUACUCACAAGAAAUUGAUCUCAAUGUGAUCACCUGAAAAAGUUCUAUUUCAUGUUCAAAUAGUGGGGAGGUAUGAAAAAACAAAUAGGGAUUUUGUGAGUAACAAUUUCUUUCAUGAGAAUCCGGAAUUUGCAAUUUCGGAAUUUGCAAAAAACUUUCAAAAAGUAAAAAACCUUCAGUUUUCAAAAAUUCGUAAUUCAAUUCAAACUCAACGAAAAACCUCGACCAAAAGCACAUUUUGAAGCUCAAGUGGUUCUUUGGACCGCUUUAAAAUAUUUUUAUCAAAAAAAAAAUUCUCAUGAAACAAUUGUUACUUACAAACAAAUAUUUGUGUUCUCUUCAAAAAACAAAUGAUGAAAAUUAUUGAAAAAAUAUAAUCGAGAAAAAUUAUCUAACAAAAAUAAAUACAUCAUUUUGUUUCAGGUUGAUGGAAGCUGUAGUUAUGAAUCGAGAAACUCUACAAUUGAAUCUCCAUAUGAAAAAAGCACAAGAAAACGAUCGCCAAAAUUACGUCAUAUUAAGUAAAGAAAAUUGGAAAUUCGAAACACCUGGAUUGACCAUCCGAAAUGCAACCCAAUCUUCUUUGUUUUGCGGGCAAAAAAUAUCCGGAAGUAUUUCUCCUUUUAACAUCGAUUUCAACACAGUCAAAGAAAAUGCCGAAACUCCUGCAACUAUUAGUGUUGUAUUAAUGUUUAAAUCAUACGAUUUUUCGAUCGAACAAGAAGGCGAUGAUCAUCUAGACUCUUAUGGUACAACAUUUUUCCUUAACCAACAGGUAUUUUUUAUUAAUUUUAAAUCGAAAAAUCAUAUCAAAUUUCAAACCAGAUACAAAAAAAGUAACAAAAAAUUUAAUAAUUUGAAAUUGAGCAGAUCUAAAAAAAUUUCCCCGUGAUUUUUGUGUUUUUUUUUUCAUUUUUUAAAAAAGAAAAAAUAAUUUUCAAAUACUCUUACGAUACAUUUGCCUACUGCAGAAUAGCUUCCCAUUUUUCUGUGCUCGAUCAACUAAAUUUUCAACUAAAAAAAAGCAAAAGGUGCACUUUUAUAAAAUUUAUAACAUGAAUUCACGAAGUGGGAUAACGGAGGCUUAAAAUCCUUUAAAACUUUUGAAAUCAAUUUGAGAACGCUCAAAUUUUUCGAAAUAAAAAUUAAAUAGAAAAAAUAAAAACGUUGUAAGAUUUUUUUUUCGUAAUAUUUACAUUAAUAUAAUUGUGUUUCAGUUCGGCAUUGAUCACAUUGGAAAUUACAUGGAUUGGCAGUUGGGAUCCGACUCAGUUAAACAUGUUAUCAUUCAGCCAUAUCCUUUCUUAUUCAUGUUAACGAUUUUACACGACGAGUCAUAUAAAUUGGAAAAAUUUUUCGGGUUGCAGUGGAUUGAAUAUAUGUUGGAUUUGGCAAGACGAUGGAGAGUGGCUGAAUUGAAAAAUAAGAUGACACAGUUCGUCUUGAAGAGGCAUGCUUACUUUGAUUACAUGAGAGUUGUCAAGAUUUUGCAAGAGCAUGAUUUGGAAGAUUUGGUGGUUAGUGUUUUUGUUCAAUUUGUUCUGUUUUUUCCCACAAAAUAUAAAUUAUUUUAGGACCAAGUAAUGCAAGGCGUAACGGAGAUCUACCGGUUCGGCAACUUGCGUGAGAACGAAUAUUUCCAAAGAAUUAGUGAUGAUAAUAAGUUGAAAGUUUUGCGUCGAAUGCUUGAUUUGUUGGCUGAAAAACGGCGAAUUGUAUAA
Messenger RNA from Caenorhabditis angaria, 1982 nucleotides. The record is from the annotation of a GenBank genome assembly. NCBI's taxonomy places the organism in Eukaryota, Metazoa, Nematoda, Chromadorea, Rhabditida, Rhabditidae.